This is a messenger RNA of Asterias rubens (European starfish), 4017 nucleotides long. RefSeq names its product neuronal acetylcholine receptor subunit alpha-7-like. NCBI's taxonomy places the organism in Eukaryota, Metazoa, Echinodermata, Asteroidea, Forcipulatida, Asteriidae. Gene Ontology annotation, molecular function: acetylcholine-gated monoatomic cation-selective channel activity; transmembrane signaling receptor activity. Gene Ontology annotation, biological process: regulation of membrane potential; chemical synaptic transmission; nervous system process. The coding region runs from base 876 to 2447 and encodes 523 amino acids. The record is from RefSeq and is a predicted model, not a curated record. The transcript is spliced from 10 exons. Gene Ontology annotation, cellular component: neuron projection; postsynaptic membrane; synapse.
UGUGGUCAUUUCGCUGUUGCGGUUUUACGAGUUUGUAUAUUGCCGACGUGUGGUGGUUAGCGUUUCACGUUUGUCUUGGGAAAGAGUUUCUUCUUCCUUCACGCACCGCUAACUAAACACGACACCAACGUUUCCACCAUUAGUGUCUGUUACAAAGAGGAGCGAAGGAGGCAAGGUGCGUCAUCAGGUGAUAUGACUCGUGAUACUGGGUGCCUCUACACGGUGUGAACUAGAGUUGCAGUGGUACGGCACGAAUUGCUCUAGUUUGUCUUGACUUUCAAUGUGAACUUGAAGCAGUGGUGUCACAUGAAUUACUAUAAUUGUCUGGAAGGGCCACGUGAACCAUACAACAAGGGUAAUUAUUUGACCGCAGAUAGAUACCCCUAUCUUUGCAGAUAAUUUGAAACUGAUUUGGACGCGCCAUUUCUUCUAAACGAUAACUUUUCAAGUUUAUUUUACAAACGUGAGUUAAAAUAGCCAUACUGCAAAACUGAUUUUCUUGAAGGUGAUGUUCUAGCUGAAGUCCUGUGACAUCAGUGAACGAGAGCCUAGCCCUGCCUGCUACCAAAUCUGCACUUUCAGCUAUCAACAUAAUUGAUGUAAAUCUUUGUACACAUGCAGGGCGUUCAUACACCAGCCCACGGGCUUUUCAACACCAAUUAAAGAAUUUAUCCACAGUAGAGGUGCUGGAUACGCAAAUCGCCGCUGAUAUCAGCUGCAACAGCACUGCAUGUUCACUUUUAAUUAUACGCACUAUAUAUAAUCUGCCACGGCCAGACUGUCAUCUUUGCGUAUAGGGCCUCUACGUGUGUGUGGCUAGCUUCCCAAUGAGAAACUUACCGUCUACCUGAGAUAGCAGUUUGAGUUGAUGAACGAUGUCGUUAAACGUCAGGAUGCUUGCUCGUGCUGGAAUUAUAACAUUUUUGGUCCUACUUUUACAAGUUGUCGGUGGCAAAACCGAAGAACGACGAAAAUAUGUAAAAGAUUCUACCGAAGUUGGUCACCAUGAGCGCCAGCUAGUGAGCAGACUACUGAACAACGAGCUGUUCCCCCACCGUGAACUGACCCUGCCGGCAGACCGUGAGGACGGGGCUCUCGUAGUGCAAAUCAGCUGCAUACUCCAGCAGAUUAUGAACGUGAAUGAAAAGGAUCAGAUACUGGUCAUAAACGCCUGGCUGAAAUAUGAAUGGAAUGACACUACUCUUGCCUGGAACGAAUCUGACUACGGAGGUAUCAAGAACAUUCGUCUCCCACCCUCUAAAAUAUGGACACCGGAUGUUCUUCUCUACAACAGUGCCGACGAUGGUUUUGACGCAACCUAUCACACCAACGUUGUGAUAGAAUCCACGGGUAGCUGCCUCUGGAUACCACCAGGCAUCUUAAGAACCACGUGCCGUAUAGACGUGGAAUACUUCCCGUUUGAUGAGCAGACAUGUACUCUGAAGCUGAGCUCAUGGACGUAUGACGGGAAUGCAAUGGACCUGAUUGUAAAGAGCGAGAAUAAUGAAUACACUUCGAGUAUGUCAGAAAAUGGCGAAUGGGAAAUGCUAGGAAUGUGGGCCACGAGGCGGGUGGACCCUUUUGAAGGUACCUUUUAUCCCACGGUGACCUUUCACCUUCAUAUCAGGAGACGUUCUCUAUACUACUUCGUCAAUGUUCUCAUCCCGUGUGUGCUCAUCUCCAUGCUGACCGUCUUAAGCUUCAGCCUCCCUCCAGAGAGUGGAGAGAAAUUGUCUUUCGGUGUAACAAUUCUAUUGUCUUUGACGGUGUUUAUGAUGAUUGUAGCUGCAUCUAUGCCAGAAACGUCUUUCGUGAUUCCGCUUAUCGCUAAAUACUUUACGUGUGUGCUGGUAUUGGUGGCGCUCUCCGUAGUUUGCACUGUCGUCAGCUUGAACUUGCACUUCCGCAAUCCAGACACACACGUCAUGCAUGGAUGGCUAAGGUGCAUUCUGCUGGAAUAUCUACCAUGGUUGCUGCGCAUGAGCCGUCCAGGUCGUAAAAUGUGCGCACCUUGUUUGCCUCAACACGUGACCGGCAAACCCCAAAAGGACAUUGAACUCAUGGAGCGGUCCCCAUUGCGCAAUCGCGGCUCUGGCCUAAGCCACCAAGCGACCAGGAACGGUCUCCGGACGGGUAACAGCCAAGGGUACCUUAACUCCACUGACGUCAUCGGGGUGAAAUAUGCCAACUACGCCGGGGAUGGAGAAGGGGAGCCCAUGCUGUCCCAGGACCACAAGGACUGCAGAUGCAGCAAUAGAGGCGCCAUCUUGGAAGAGCUGAGGUUCCUUACGAAUAGAUACCGGAAGAAGGAAUCAGAGAACGAGGUUGUGUCUGAUUGGAAGUUUGCUGCAAUGGUGGUGGACCGUCUCUGCCUAGUAGUCUUCAGCAUAGCUACACUCGUCGUCACCUUUGUUUUAUUUGGUACUGCCCCGAACUUUGGUAAAUGAAAGGGGGAGAACAUGGGUCUUUCGUAACAAUGAUAAAAGAGGAUUUGUCUUUCAAUGCAAGACGUAUGUCUUGUCAAAGUGCAUGACCCGGUGAAGGUAUAGCUGUGAUAUUCCAUUUAGUUGGAUAGAGCUUCGUGAAUAAAUUACAUAACACCAUGCUGUGCGUGCUAAAAUGCAACAAAAGAGGUUUUUUGAAUGUGAACAGAUAAUGUUUGUAAAAAUGACUACACAUUACACUCUAUUUGUAGUAUCGAAUGUUAAUGGUACCAUAAUGUAUCUCUUUCUGUAAAGGUGCUACUGAGUCCUGUUUGUGAGCAACUUUUAAAAACGAGUUUUCGAUUUCAGGAAUGCAUUUUCAUUGAAUGAUUGCGUAAUAAAAUAUGUUUACUGGUCAAUUAAUUUGUAAAUGGCUGUUGAUAGUGACAAUUUGCGUUAUAAUCAGCGAUGGGAGAAAGUAAAUGAUUGGAAGAUUGAUAAUUGAUAAUCGACAAUGGAUAACAUAUUUAAUGAAGUGUUAAAUGCAUGGAUCUGAGUGGUGUUGAUUUACAUUAUAAAGACAGAAGUAACAAGGGUUUAAAAAGAGUGAUGUGACUUUUCAAGACAUUUUCCCUGCAAGUUUUGUAAGUGACUGCUUACCUUAAAAAGGGAUACAAUGUUUGACAUGAGUGUUAGAAAUGAAUUACAGUAACAUAUGAAUGUUUCGAUACUAUAUAAUACUAUUAUGUUGAAUUCCUGAUAUUAAAUUUUGAGAAUUUAAGGAGCUAAGACUACAAAUAGCCACGUGGGAAGUUUUUCAUUGCUGUGAUAUUAAGUAAACUUUUUAUUGUAUUUUUAAGAGUAAAAUUGGUUGUGAAAAGUUUGAUAACUAAAUCACCUUCAAGGUUGUGUAUAAUAUUGGUAAAGGUAAACAUGUAAAUGUUUCAAGAUUUGCACACAUCUUACACGGUCUCUUAGUCCAAAAAUUUAUGUUUGAAAACAGUGAAAAUAUUUGUCCCUACUUUUUUUCUCAUGACUCAAAUGACCGAUUGAAAGGGUUGGAAAGGUUUGGUUGUUUCAUGUUUUGGUCACACAUCACAUCAAGUGUGGAAACUGGUCUUUGGCAAUAACCUGGAAUCCAAACAUGCAGAGAUCAUGUAAUAACCUGGAAUCCAAACAUGCAGAGCUCAAAUCUAAAGCACACACUCAAUAUGCUGUUGCACAAAUAAAUCAUCCCGAGCCAUUAACGUUUACUGCAAAGUGUCUUAAUCCCCUAAAGAACGAUUCCCAUUAAACAAAAGGGGGUACACAGUUUUCAGGAAUGAAUGUCGGUGAUGCAUGACCAGGGAACGCAGACACUUAGUAAUAUCAAUGGAAAGUUUAUUACACAUAAUCUAUGAUAAAACCAUAAAAACUGUCAUUAUGCAGAUAGAAUGGUAAUUUUCCCUACGUUGUGGCUUACCUUUUUUUCGGUAAGCCUGCACAUGUAGUAUGUAUGUUCUAUUUAGAACAACGUCUUCCCUUAAAGUCACCUGGAAGUGGUAUUUUUUCAAAAUAAAGCUUUUGUCACUAAUAUAUGUGUUUUGAUGAGUGG